CAAAGGAAAUUUUUGUCAGUCAGUUCGUGGUAUCGGUUGAGAGCUCCACCGACUUUAGGCAGUGGAGAUUAAACAAUAGCCGAGGCAGCUGUAAGAUAUUGGUUUUGUGUGUGAGGAGUUGAAGUGUAUUCGCGGAACACCAGAAAAAUGUAUCACCUGAAGAAUUUAGCACGUCAUGCCGCCAUACGCCAAGAAGCGGCAACAUUGGUCAAGGCUUUGCCAACUGCCGCUUUGCAGGCUCGCGGCUAUGCCGAUUACCAAAUUCCAGACCGUCUAAAGGACGUGCCCACUGCCAAAGACCCUCGCUUCUUUGACAUGGUUGAAUACUUCUUCCACCGUGGUUGUCAAAUCGCCGAAGACCGCUUGUUGGAUGACAUGAAAGGCAAAUUGUCCCUGGAGGAUAAGAAAAAGAAGGUUAAGGGUAUUUUGAUGCUUAUGCAACCCUGUGACCACAUCAUUGAAAUUGCAUUCCCAUUGCGUCGUGAUUCCGGCGAUUUUGAACUUAUUACCGGUUAUCGUGCUCAACACAGCACUCACCGUGUUCCAACCAAGGGCGGUAUCCGUUUCUCUAUGGAUGUGUCACGCGAUGAAGUUAAGGCUUUGUCCGCUUUGAUGACCUUCAAGUGUGCCUGUGUUGAUGUACCAUUCGGUGGUGCCAAGGCUGGUUUGAAAAUCAAUCCCAAAGAAUACUCAGAACAUGAAUUGGAGAAAAUCACUCGUCGCUUCACUCUUGAAUUGGCCAAGAAGGGCUUCAUUGGACCCGGCGUUGAUGUACCAGCUCCUGAUAUGGGUACUGGUGAACGUGAAAUGUCAUGGAUCGCUGAUACCUAUGCCAAAACUAUCGGUCACUUGGAUAUUAAUGCCCAUGCUUGUGUAACUGGUAAACCAAUCAAUCAAGGUGGUAUUCAUGGUCGUGUAUCUGCCACUGGUCGCGGUGUUUUCCACGGUUUGGAGAAUUUCAUUAACGAGGCCAACUACAUGAGCAUGAUCGGUACAACUCCCGGCUGGGGUGGCAAAACUUUUAUCGUCCAAGGUUUUGGUAAUGUCGGUCUUCACUCCACCCGUUAUUUGACUCGUGCCGGUGCCACUUGCAUUGGUGUUAUUGAACACGACGGCUGCAUUUUCAAUCCCGAGGGUAUUGAUCCUAAGGCUUUGGAAGAUUACAAGAAUGAACAUGGAACUAUCGUGGGAUACCCUCAUGCCAAGCCCUAUGAAGGUGAAAAUCUGAUGUUCGAACCUUGCGACAUCUUCAUCCCUGCUGCUGUCGAAAAAGUUAUCAAUAGCGAGAAUGCCCAUAAAAUCCAAGCUAAGAUCAUCGCCGAAGCUGCUAAUGGACCCACUACACCUGCUGCCGAUAAGAUUUUGAUUGACCGCAACAUUUUGGUUAUUCCCGAUUUGUACAUCAACGCUGGUGGUGUAACUGUUUCCUUCUUCGAAUGGUUAAAGAACUUGAAUCAUGUCUCAUACGGUCGUCUUACUUUCAAAUAUGAACGUGAAUCAAACUAUCACUUGUUGGCUUCAGUACAACAGUCUAUUGAACGGUUUAUUUUGGACGAAUCCGUACAAGAAUCACUGGAACGUCGCUUUGGUCGCGUUGGUGGUCGCAUCCCUGUUACUCCAUCCGAAGCUUUCCAAAAACGUAUCUCCGGUGCCUCUGAAAAGGAUAUUGUCCACUCUGGUUUGGACUACACCAUGGAGCGUUCUGCUCGUGCUAUCAUGAAGACCGCUAUGAAAUACAACUUGGGUCUCGAUUUGAGAACAGCUGCCUACGUCAACUCAAUUGAAAAGAUUUUCACCACUUAUCGCGAUGCUGGUUUGGCAUUCUAAAAAGCUUAAACAGUCUUUUAAUUAAUUUUAAGCCUAAACUGAUGUAAACAUUUUUUAAUGCUAACCGAAAAAAGUAUGCAAACACCACAAAAACAAUUUCACUCGAAACAUACAUGUGUAAAGUUAUCUGUAAAGCAAUAAUAUUAUUUUGAAAACGACAAAAAUAUUAUUGUUCCCCUUUUGUCACAAAGUUCUUAGCAUGAUUGAUAAAAGAUAAUUAGCCAGUUGUUGGCGUGGCUAGUUUUUAACUUAACUGUCGCUGUGACUUCAAAAAUAUGUGUGUAUUUAAUUGUAUUAGUUAUAUUUUAAUAGUGUCUUAAUUUAUUUUAAAUAACCCGCCACUAUAUUUAAAAUCUAUUCUCUCGUUUACUCUGAUGUUUUUCUUUUUUGAAUUUAAGUUGAACAAAGUCAGUCAGUCCAUAAAGCAAAUGCAUUUUAAAUAAUAAUAAAAAAAGUAAUCGUUAGUUCGAUAAUAGCUAAAAUACAAAAUAAAUAAAAAUAAAUAAAUAUAAGAA
This is a messenger RNA of Musca domestica (house fly), 2342 nucleotides long. RefSeq names its product glutamate dehydrogenase, mitochondrial. NCBI's taxonomy places the organism in Eukaryota, Metazoa, Arthropoda, Insecta, Diptera, Muscidae. Gene Ontology annotation, molecular function: L-glutamate dehydrogenase (NAD+) activity. The coding region runs from base 148 to 1827 and encodes 559 amino acids. Gene Ontology annotation, cellular component: mitochondrion. The transcript has 6 exons. Gene Ontology annotation, biological process: L-glutamate catabolic process. The record is from RefSeq and is a predicted model, not a curated record.